Molecule: messenger RNA, 324 nt
Organism: Pieris macdunnoughi
Lineage: Eukaryota; Metazoa; Arthropoda; Insecta; Lepidoptera; Pieridae
Source: the annotation of a GenBank genome assembly
AUGUCAGCGUGCGUGGUGGAGGAAGGUCGGGAGGAAGGUGGUGGUUGCGAUAUUGACUUGAGUGAGAUCCCUGAACCACCACGGCGGGAGGUGCUUUUAAGUGCGCGAGGACGCCGCGCCUGUUCCGAGCAAGGACCGCAUCAGAACUACCCACAACACGGCACAUCACAUUUGUGGGGUGCAAACAAUAAUCGUCGAGGUUGGAGUCGCAAGCGCACAUCAGCCCCACAAAUGGGGAAUACACAGGGCUCCAUGCCACGAGUGGGCCUAGUGCUACGGUCCAGGCGUAGCUGGCCGGUCGCUCCUCAGUCGUAUCGCAGGUAA